AUGGAAGAAGUAGUCACCGAGGUUGUCAUUGUAGGUGCUGGGCCUUCUGGUCUUGCAACCUCAGCUUGUCUAAAACAGCAUUCGAUUCCUCAUAUAAUCCUUGAGAAAGAUGAUUGUAAUGUUUCUCUUUGGAGAAAACAUACUUACGAUCGAGUCAAGCUUCACUUGGCCAAAGAAUUCUGUUCUUUACCCUUAAUGCCUCACUCGCCUUCCAGCCCAACAUUUCUGACCAAAACUGAAUUCCUUAACUACAUCGACAACUAUGUCAGUCAUUUCAACAUAAAUCCUCGUUACAAUCGAAUGGUUGAUUUCGCUGGGUUCGAUGAAGUUAAGAAGAUGUGGAGGAUUGAAACGACGAAUAAUACUAAAGAAGCUGGAGGGUGUCGUGAAGCUUACGUGGCCAAGUACGUGGUGGUGGCGACUGGUGAGAAUAGCGAAGGGUAUAUUCCUGAGCUGAGUGGAUUGGACAGCUUCGAAGGUGAGAUAGUUCACUCGAAGAAUUACAAGAACGGUUCAAAGUAUAAGGGAAAAGAGGUUCUAGUUGUUGGCUGCGGAAAUUCUGGGAUGGAGAUUGCUUAUGAUCUUAAUGACUUUAAAGCUCGAACUUCCAUUGUUAUCAGAAACCCUGUGCAUGUGGUUACAAAAGAAAUGGUGCAUCAAGGCAUGUCGAUGUUGAAAUAUUUGCCGAUUCAAAAGGUGGACGCUUUUAUAACGUUUCUUGCAAACUUUGAGUAUGGUGAUCUCUCCACUUAUGGUAUUCAUCGACCAGACCAAGGACCGUUCUUCCUUAAAAAAACCACUGGCAGGUCUCCUGUCAUUGACAUUGGUACCGUUCAAAAGAUCAUUGACGGAGAAAUUAAGGUCAUUUCUACCGGAAUAAAGAGAAUUGAGAAGAAGAAGGUGAUAUUUGAGAACAAUAUGGAGAAAGAUUUUGAUGUGAUCGUGUUCGCCACUGGGUUUAAAAGCGUAGCUAAUAAUUGGCUCAAGGACUAUAAGUAUGUUUUGAACGAGAAAGGGAUGCCAAAGAACGAAGCUCCGGGUCAUUGGAAAGGAGAGAAGGGGAUAUACUGUGCAGGACUUUCAAGGAACGGUCUUUUUGGAGUUUCCAUGGACGCAGAGGCUAUUGCAGAUGACAUCAAUCUCACUCUCAAAUUGGCGGCUUAG
This is a messenger RNA of Neltuma alba, 1164 nucleotides long. Its product is annotated as probable indole-3-pyruvate monooxygenase YUCCA10. The transcript is spliced from 4 exons. The coding region runs from base 1 to 1164 and encodes 387 amino acids. The record is from RefSeq and is a predicted model, not a curated record. Lineage: Eukaryota; Viridiplantae; Streptophyta; Magnoliopsida; Fabales; Fabaceae. Gene Ontology annotation, molecular function: N,N-dimethylaniline monooxygenase activity; NADP binding; flavin adenine dinucleotide binding.